Molecule: messenger RNA, 966 nt
Organism: Lindgomyces ingoldianus
Lineage: Eukaryota; Fungi; Ascomycota; Dothideomycetes; Pleosporales; Lindgomycetaceae
Exons: 7
Coding region: 1-966 (321 amino acids)
Source: RefSeq, a predicted model, not a curated record
AUGGAUGUGGUGGCUGUAAGUGAAGAGGGCAAUGCGAAGUUCCAAUUGCACGAACCUCGACUUUUCGCUAGACCGGAGUAUCUAAUAAUCCGAGCAUCACCUAACCUUGGAAUACAAAUGUCGCCACAAGAGCGGCCAGCCACCACCCGGCUUGAUUCUGCAACUGUUUGCACUCCUCUGUUUUUCUAUGUCCAAGGUGUACGGAAUGGACGUUUCGAUAGUUAUACAUAUGAAUUGCUCAGAUGCCACCGUAGGAUGCUCGAGGGUAGGCCAAUGCAAGUGAUGAAAUAUGUACUACCCACUUCCCGCAUUAUCUCCUCCCCGAACGUUUAUUGGUUGCUUUUCAGGCAGUUUAUCUCUCAGUCACUAACUUUGCAAACUCCCAUAUAUAUUCAAUCAAUCACUUCCGAUAAAGACUGCAGCCUAGAAACCAUGGCCACAAAGUCUUCUGUUCAAACUACAGAGGCCUCCUCAUCCGACAAGAGGAACCUCCCAAACAUCAAUUCUAUGCUCUGUAUAGCCAAAGAAUUCUCAAAUCCGUCGCAGGGGGUUAUUACCGAGACCGCAAAAGAUGACAUCAUCUGCCCUGGAGAUAUCACGCUUGCCACGCUUAAGUUGAGAGCAAAGCUCUUACCCGAAAGCACCUGCCUUGAUUGUCAUCCCCUCUGUCGGGCUUAUAAAAAGGUGGGCCACCAGGAUUUUCUUCCUGCGAGACUGACCGACAUUGGGACUCCCAGAAGACCCGACUGUCGGCUUGUAUAUUCAUAUCAUGAUAUCUUGAGUUUGAAUCCCAUUCGGUAUCUGACCUGUAACCAUAGGUGGCAAUCGAGGACAUGCCAUACCCAAACUAAGCUUCCAGGACGCCUAAAUCUUACUCGGGGGCAUGGUGCCCGAUCGCAUUGCAUUGAUGCACUCUCAACAGUCUUGCUAAUAAGCAAGUUUGGCGUUUUCAAGGUCCUGGCUUGA